Messenger RNA from Penicillium subrubescens, 876 nucleotides. Its product is annotated as Cytochrome P450 E-class group I. The coding region runs from base 1 to 876 and encodes 291 amino acids. Lineage: Eukaryota; Fungi; Ascomycota; Eurotiomycetes; Eurotiales; Aspergillaceae. Gene Ontology annotation, molecular function: iron ion binding; oxidoreductase activity, acting on paired donors, with incorporation or reduction of molecular oxygen; monooxygenase activity. The record is from RefSeq and is a predicted model, not a curated record. The transcript has 5 exons.
AUGCAACUAACGGUGAUUCGACGGAAUAGGUAUUUUGGUGGCUUCAUCGGCCGAUUGACUACUCUCGGUACUCGAUGGGAUAUGCAUGCCUCUCGUAAGGUCCUAUUGAAGCAUUUCGAUGCGCUGGCGGCUGAAUAUCGGAACGAAAUGAAUGGGGGCGCUCUCGCCGAUGAUCACGAGAUUGAGUCGGGGCAAGUGGGAAAGCCAGUUGAGAUCUUCCAAUGGCUAUACGAAAGCUCCAUCUUGCGUCAGAAAGGGGCUACUCUGAGGUCAUGGGGACUCUACGGGGCAUUGUCCGAGCUUGCGCAGCGCUCAGAGUAUAUCAGCCCUCUGCGCGAAGAAAUCGAGGCCAUUCUAGCCAAUGGAGAAGCGACAGGUGCAAGCUGUGAUCAAAUGAUUCUGCUGGAUAGUUUCCUGAAAGAGUGCCAGCGAUUCUCGUCAUUGGCCAGUCAAGCCUUCGAGCAUAGCUUGAUGAGGCCGACGGUAUUGACCCUCAAACCAAUCAUCUCAGGUAUAACUCUCAAACCCGGAACCCACGUCGGCGUCCCAAGCAGCGCAAUCCAACAUUCAAGCCCCGCCUACCCCAACCCUGAAAUCUUCGACGAGUUUCGAUUCGCAAAACGCGCCGCAGGCGGAGCCAGCAACACAAGGCUUUGCUUUGCUCGUGUUUGUCAUUGCAAUCCCGGCCGCUGGAUGGCGAGUGCUCUUAUGAAAUUGGUUUUGGCGCAUCUGCUGAUGCGUUUUGAUGUCUUGCCUGGUUUGGUGCAAGGUGAGCGAGGGAUGUCGUUGACUGGGUCAUUGUCUCUUGAGGAGUUUUAUGUGCCUAAUUUCGGGUUGGAGAUUCGCUUGCGUAUGAUAAAGUCGAGUAGAUCAUAA